Schizophyllum commune H4-8 is the source of this 4050-nucleotide messenger RNA. RefSeq lists its product as uncharacterized. Bases 1 to 4050 code for a protein of 1349 amino acids. The transcript is spliced from 19 exons. The record is from RefSeq and is a predicted model, not a curated record. Lineage: Eukaryota; Fungi; Basidiomycota; Agaricomycetes; Agaricales; Schizophyllaceae.
AUGCCGCCCCGAGGCCCUGCGACUGAAGGCAGCGACGAAGCGACGCUCGUUCUGGGACCGGCGGUCAUUGCGAUUCUGCUCAAUGUCCUUCUCGGAGGCGUCACGCUUCUUCAGGCGACGCACUACUUCUGUGGGAAGUACGGAGACAAGUGGCCCGUUAUUCUUCUUGUAUGCUGGGUCACGCUUGUCGACAUAGCGGACACGAUAUGCGCGGGGAACCUCAUGUGGUACUACACGGUCGACACCUACGUGAACAACGCGUUAGCACUCCUCGCUCCCUGGCAGUACCACGCGACGGCGAUCAGCAGCAGCAUGAUCUCCGUUCCAGUCCAGCACUUCCUAGGCUGGCGAAUGUAUCAGUUCUCCCACUCCAAGAUCCUGUUCGGACUGGUGUCCGGGCUGUCGCUGGGUCAAGGCUUCCUGAUGAUCUUUGUCUCCGCGUCCUUCAUCGCGACGCCAUACCCUCACGAGGACGCCGCCAGGCUCAUGCCCAUGUUCAUCGUAAGCUACGCGCUGGCUCUGGCGAAUGAGCUGAUCAUAACGAGCAACUUGCUCUACCACUUCUACCAGCACCGGACGGGCAUGAAGAACACCGACCUCGUCAUGACCAAGCUAUCGUCGAUCGUAGUCGAGACGGCUGUUCCGGUGACGACGUGCUCGAUUCUGGCAGGCGUAUCCGUCAGCCUGAAUGCUCGCCGCAACAUCCGCACGCAACUCAUGUCGGAGAGCGACAGCUUCAACCGCUUCCAGUUCACGCAGAGUGCUCACUUCGAGUUUCGCCGUCCAGGAACCCCUGAGAGCCAGACCUCCACUAUCCACCACCACCAUGACCGCAGCGGAUCGGACCACUCCGACGCAACCGCCGUACCCUCGACUCCCCAGUCCGCCACCUUCCUCAUCCCGCACUCAAAUCGAUAUUGUAUCGGUCUUCUAAUUUAUCCCGUAGUCAUGUAUGAAGCCUAUUCGUCUGGUCGGUCGCUCACUCAACUUACUGUUAAUCCGACGCUCUCGCGCGUGAACUUCUCGCCGAUGUCGCGGUACACCCAUGUCGAGCAAGCGCUGCUCAGCCUGCGCACGGAGCUUCAUCGCGUGUUUCGUGAAGCGCGGGCAGGCGGGUUCCCGUCUAUAGCAAAAGCUCGAAGCAUCAUCAACCGAGGCAUAGCAUUCUCCGUCCUUCAAAAGGGUCCGCUGCAUGCGCCCAGUGAUCUGCCCUACACCGACGAAUACUACGGCGUGGUCAACUCCUCCUUGAACGCAUACAAGCUCUGGUCCGAGGUCUCCAUCCGUCUCCAGCUUCCCACCUUCGGGGACGAUUCUCCCAUCAGUCUGGAAAUGGUAUUUCGAUGGAUCGACUUCGUUCACCCGAUGUACAAUCGGCCUCCGCCUGUUCAAAACCGAACCAACCACGGUAGCUUCAUUUACCAGUGCAUCUCGAAGCUCCUGAUCUCCAUUAUUCGCUCCGACGAGGACCGUGUUCUCUCCGCUAUGCGUACGCAACCACGAUGGCUGUGCCUCGCCCUCGAUCUCUGGCUGAACUGCUCGAGAUACCUGCGCGAGCUGACACCGCAGGAUCCGGGCGAAACCUGCAUCACCCUCACCUGGAACACUGAUCGCAUAUGCGAAAGAUUCAGCGAAGCAGGAGGCGAAAUGUCCCAGAUUCUCAAUACCGAACUCCUAGGUCUGGUCGACAAUCAGCCUCGCGCCCUCCUGCGCAAGCUUGCCACGCUCACGGAGUACAUCGCCAGCCUCGAGCAUAUCCAGAACAGCGCGUGGCUGCUGGUUUGGAACCUGCAUUUUCAUCUGGCAGUGACAAUUACCAGAUUACCUGGCUUCUCCGGGUUGCUCGCCCCCCGCGCGUUAUUCCCCGCUAUAGACGCGGGCGCGCGUCAGUGCAUGGAGCAUCGGACCAGCGAUCUUAGGGUCGGCAUGGGCUACGCCCUCGACUUCCUCGCCAUCCUCUGCACGAGGGCAGACGACAACCGGAACCUCAUCCGCGCGAUCGAAGCCGACCUGCUUGAGCUUUUGAGCGAUGUGCGCGACGGAGAUGACAGGCCUGGUGCCAGCUACUACGCGUUGCUCAAUCAGAUCGAGGCGUGCCUCGUCCUUCCAUCUGUCCUGCGCAUGUUCCACGACGUAUACGGGGAGCUUUUGCAGGAUGAGGAGGACUGCUACAUCGACGAACUAUCUCCCGAUCUCGGGUUCGCGUACCGGAGGCACUGGGAAUACUAUCAGAAGUUCAGAACAGAGCGCAAUUGGAAGCGCACACUAUGCUGCCACAACACGACGUCGGCCCAGCACGAAUCGCUCGUGCGUGCGUGCCCUUGCGGAGAAGCCUUCUACUGCUCGACACGAUGCCAGCGCGAGCACUGGAAGGCAACUCAUCGCCGCGAGUGUCGCUGGAAAGAUGGAGUUUGGGGCCUCGAAAAUCGCAUCACACUCCAAGACGCCCUGUUUAUCAUCGAGACCGUGCAAGGGAUGCUAGUGGCGCAUCACGAAGAUUUCUUGCUUGAGCGAGCGCAGCUGCCAUCUAGGAAAGUCGAGGUCGAAGGGAAGACCGAGGGCGAAGAGAACGGUCGCCCUAAACAGCUCGUCUUCGUCAUAUACCUCACAGAGGCGCCCGAGGAGGGCGACUGGGACUUUGCGUACGCUGCGGAGGAGCGAGAUGCUCCGGGAGAUGUGCGUGAGGAUAUUGCGCUGGUGGAGGUGGAGUUCCGUCUGGGAGCAAUGAGCUCGGAGCCUAUCUCAGAAGAGGAAAUGCGCUUGGUCGCUGCCACCUUUGCGGAAGCGGGCCUUACAGAGCUUUCCGAUUUGCAGAUCGCUCUGGUGACGCUUAUUCAGGGCACGUCUGCAGGCGCUAUCAUGUCAAUAUCGAGCAUCUUCGCUGGCCUCUCUAGUGCCAAGCCCGAAGUAUUCUUGUCGUCGCUUCGGCCAAACCCGCGUGCUAUGGUGCUUCUCCUCGAUAUCUGGCUGCACCAUCCCUCAUAUAUGGGGGUAGCACGUGUUGGGCGCGUAGAGGUCGCGGGAGCGCUCUUCCUCGCCGUCAAGUCCGCUCUCGAGGGCUUCAUCGGCGGCGGUCAUGAGGACAUACGUGCGAUGUUUUUCACCGAGUUGCGCGUCUUAGUCGGUCGCCGACGCCACUUCCUCGCCAGCAUCGCAGACCAGACUCGAUUUCUCGUCGUCAUCGGCGCCAUCUCCUCGAAGUGGACGUGGAUCUGGACGAUGCAGCUUCUCGUCGCGCACUUGGUCACACAGUCUCCAGAAUUCUACGGCGUGCUGGUUCCCCGCAGCUUCUUUCGCAGCAUCAUCGGCUGCGUGCAGAGUCUGCUCAACGGUUGUACGACUCAGGACGAGGGCUUGCGCGGUGUCGUGGAGAAAGCAGGCGAGCUCAUGUUCGACUUGUUGGCGCGCACGCAGGACACCCGCAAUACCCGCCGCGCCAUUGAGGCGGGACUCUUCUCCUUCCUGCGCGCUUCCGACGCCGUGUUUGAAGCGCGCGUCAAGUCGGUCGAGGCGCUCAAGACCUACCUCGCAGACUGUGCCGUUCUUCCAAGCAUCCUGCGUACGCUUGCGAAGGUGAACAACGAGCUAGUGCAGGAGACUCCGCAGUCUGAGCUUAAUGGGCGAUUCGGGCGGCUGUUCUACAACGCCCGAUGGCAGUGGAAGUGGUAUGUGCGGCUGAAGGAGGACAAUCCCUGGAUACGGAACAUGCCGUGCGAGAAUUUGCUGAAGGAAGACCACCAGCAGCAGAAGCGGAUUUCGGACGGCGUCUGGGGACUCGAUGAUCCUAGCCAUCCCACAGAAAAAGGUCUCACGCGCGUCCUCCACAUCGACCUGAGGAGUGCGCCGGAGCCGGGUACGGACUUCACAUUCUCGGUCGACACGCAGCGCAUGCAGAACGAACCUGGAGGUCCCGGCUCGAAGGUCUACAUCGGUGUCAUUCUAUCUGUGGCUGGGAAGUACCCGCACUUGAUGCUUCCCAUGGGGUAUGAUAUGAAGUUCUUUCCUGUAAAUCGAUACGUUCCGAGUCCGGCUUCGAUGGAAAUUCACUAA